This is a messenger RNA of Lindgomyces ingoldianus, 186 nucleotides long. RefSeq lists its product as uncharacterized. The coding region runs from base 1 to 186 and encodes 61 amino acids. NCBI's taxonomy places the organism in Eukaryota, Fungi, Ascomycota, Dothideomycetes, Pleosporales, Lindgomycetaceae. The transcript is spliced from 2 exons. The record is from RefSeq and is a predicted model, not a curated record.
AUGAAACAAAUGGUGGGAUACUCAAAGAAAAGGAGCCACAGUCUCUAUUCCUUCUGGCGUUUACCGACUCUUCUCUGCUCCAUCAUACUUCCCAUAACACUCUAUCAACAGCGAUAUUCCCCGUCAUCUUUGCCAAUUGGUGAUGCUGAGUCUCUCUUCGUCGGCUAUAUAUGGCCUUGGUAUUAA